Styela clava is the source of this 1471-nucleotide messenger RNA. RefSeq lists its product as uncharacterized. Gene Ontology annotation, molecular function: calcium ion binding. The record is from RefSeq and is a predicted model, not a curated record. Lineage: Eukaryota; Metazoa; Chordata; Ascidiacea; Stolidobranchia; Styelidae.
GAGACAUGCUCAACAUCUUAUGAUGUCAUGGUUAUCCCAUGUCGGACAGAAAAGAUCAGAAGAAAGUGUUUUCACCAUAAUAGUAAAAAAACGUCUCUAAAGCUUCACCUACCUCUUGGCACUCGGGUUACAACGUUUAUCCUUCCUAUCUUGUAUUCAGAUUGUGAUUUCUAACCGAACAAAAUGAAUAUUCUGUUGGUUUUGGGAUUUCUAUCGUGCCUGGCUAUUUAUGAAACUUCAGCAAAAUGUUGUGGACAUGGCAAAUUGGGAUAUUGCAACGACUGUAGUAAGGUUGGUGCUAUCAAUCAUCGAAAAUGUUGUGGCACCGGGAGUGGACAUGGGCAUGGCUGCAAUGUAUUCUGCUGUGCAUGCUCCUGCAGAAAAGGCCAUGCUACCUUUGUCAAACUUUCCGGAUGGUGGUUGAGUGCCAAGUACCGAUGCACAACCAAAACCGCUGAAGGCGACGAAGACAAGAUUCAUAUUGAAGAGAUGAAAGAUACUUGGGAGACUUUUAACAGCAUCGAUGAUGAUGGGGACAUGGUCAUUAACCCUGGCGAGUUUUUGAAAGCCAUCAAGAAUCGUCUGUCGCACAACGAAGCCCAUCUCUUGGCCUCCGAUCUUCUGAAAUCCAAUGAUAAAGGUGAAAUUCUGUCUUUUAUCGAUGCGAUCAACGACGAAGAAUUGAUGGAAGAUGCUGAUAAAGAUGUCGAAAACAAUCUCGGCUCGAUUAUUGCUCGAGAGUUCAAUAUGAUGGAUGACAACGGAGAUGGCUUGAUUCAGGCUGCUGAAUUCGACCACGAUUUGGAAUAAAUAAAUUAUGGAUAUGUAGAAGGACUAAUGAAGACAAUCAGUACCUGUAAAACUGUAAAAUUUUAUUGAAUAUCAAGUUUUUAAAUAGAGAUGUUUAAACUCGUAAAUUUUAAUAUCGUUUCAAUUCACAGAUCUGCUUGCCCCAUGAUAAACUGUUAUCUAUCGUAUAUAUUAGACUUACCGCAGUUCUUCAUAUUUACUUUUUUUAAAACAUUAUGCUUUUCAUUAUGUAUUGAAUACGGAAUAAUGUACUUUCCGAUAAAAUAUACAUGGUGGCCUGAAAUGAACCUAACUCAUACAUUACUUUUACAAAAAUGAAAAAAAUAUAUAUAUUGACCCUUGACCCGUUUGUGUAUGAUUAUACCCAUCGUUUCAGUAAUCUAGGACUCUUUGAACAAAAGUUAUGUUUUUCUAAAAUAUGUUCCAAAUAACCUGGAUUUUGAUUCUGGGGCCCUGUGAAUGAGUUACAACAAAUGGUAUCUAUGCUUGUCCGUAUUUAUUAGAUGCUAAUUUUCAUUUAAUUUACCCAAAAAGGGAAUUUUAUUAUUCAAGAAUAACCUUCUGUUCAAGUAUUUUAUGCUUUGAAUUUAAUUUCUAUUUUAAUGAUCUAUUUUAAUGAUGAUUAAUUAAUGAUAAAAAUAUGAAUUCGCAUAACCCAUAA